Molecule: messenger RNA, 2012 nt
Organism: Eruca vesicaria subsp. sativa (arugula)
Lineage: Eukaryota; Viridiplantae; Streptophyta; Magnoliopsida; Brassicales; Brassicaceae
Source: the annotation of a GenBank genome assembly
ACCUCGACAGAACAUGUUUCUGAAGUCGUGUUCAGAUCGUUAACUGUCCUGUCCUUACAAGUCUUUAGAUCUUUGCUCAACAAACUCUUCGGUCAACGUUUUUGAUGCAAAGCUUUUACCUCUAGACUGGAUCAAAAGUCUGCACCUUUUCCGGUAAAUUUUCCCACUGAAAUAAUAUUUUUGAUGAUCACACGCAUUGAUCUCCCUAAAUCUGAUCUGGGUAAAUGCUUAAUCUCCCUUCAUUGGUUGUGUCAUGAAUAAAUAUCCAUUUGUGUCUUCGAGUAAUAAUCCCAACAAGGCAUCAUACUAUGCGUACCAAAGAGGUAACGAUUUUGAUCUAGAAACAGGUUCUGUCAGAAAAUCUAGAAAGCCCACCAAGACUUCGUUUCCCAAAAUGUUCAAAUCUCUCGGAAACCGUCUCCACCACUUGUUUAAACUCCACCCAGUCCUCGUUUUCAUCGUCCUCGUCUCCUUUGGGAUCACAGUGUUGAUCUUUAUAUCGUCAAGUCAGUUUCCAUCAGCGGUUAGUUACAAGAAGAACGAUUUGGAUAACGAUGUUUAUCCGUUUGCGAAUCUGAAAAACCUCGUGAUGGUUGCUGGACAUUCUGUUUACACGAGUAGUAACUGUGGUAAGAUGGAUAAAGAGGAGUCGUGGUUCCUGGAGUCUUACCAGAAGCAUCCAGGUCAGGCUGCGACGUUCUUGAGUCACAUAGAGGAAGGUGUUGAAGCUGCAGGUAAAGAUGAGGAGGCUUUGCUUCUGUUUAGUGGAGGAGAGACUCGUAAAGAAGCUGGACCUAGAAGUGAAGCUCAGAGUUAUUGGGCUGUCGCUGAGUCUAAAGGAUGGUUUGGCAAAGAUGAUGUGAGGUCAAGGGCAUUGACGGAAGAGCAUGCUAGAGACAGUUUUGAGAAUCUUCUCUUUAGUGUUUGUAGAUUCAGAGAGCUCACAGGCUCUUACCCACACAACAUAACAGUAGUGAGCUAUGAUUUUAAGGAGGAAAGAUUUGCGCAUUUACAUCGUUCAGCAAUGGGGUUUCCGGAAUCAAGAUUCAGAUACUUGGGAACACCAGCUUCACUUGAAUCCAAAGAAGGCGCUCUGAAAGGGGAAGCUAUGGUUAGAGCUCAGUUUCAAGAAGAUCCAUACGGAUGUGUUGGUUCGCUUUGGCGUAAGAAGCUGAAGCGUGAUCCUUUCCAUAGGACUAUACCUUACCCUAAUGGAUGCCCUGAGAUUAGAGGGUUGUUCAGGUACUGUGGUUCAGCUCCUUUUCCUGGCUCUCUCCCAUGGGACUGAUCUGUGUAUCAGACCUAUACUAGACUUGCUUAGAGGAACAAAUAAUUGAUGUAAGAGCUUGGUCUCUUUUUGUUUUUGUGGUUUACUUUCAUUAAUGUAAAAGAGAAACUUCAGAAUCUUUUUGAACUAUAAACUGUAUUAAAAUGCUAUUUACAUGGAAUAUAUUACAAGAUUUCUAUCCAAUAAACAUCUCUAUAUUUAAGUUUUUAUUUGAUAAAAACACGCUUUUCGAUCCUCCAUGUUCAUUAAUCAAAGGAAACAACAACACAAAUGAAAGAAGAAGAAAAAGAAUGGUAAUGGAGUAGUUAUUACUAAAGAAACAACGGGGAGCUCUGUCUCAACGGUUUGUUGUUCUAAUUGUUUGGUUUGGAGGAAGAAGAAGAUGACUUCCUGUUUUUGGCAAAGUCAACGAGGUCUUUGAAAAGGAUAUCUUCUGGUUUGUCAUCUUUCGUUGGUGGUGUAGCAGCAGCAGAGGCGGUUGGAUUCAGAGAAAGAUUCCUGGACUGUCCCACGAGAUCCUCGUAAGAGGAAUCAGAACCAUUGCUUGUGUGUUGAGGAACAUUGCUAUGCUGGGAGUAUUGUUGCCUCUGGCUGGUCCUAACAGACAUUGGUGGUGAGAAAACCUUGGUUCCUUCAGAAUCCCAUGGAGCACGAGGUAACUGCUCAGUUUGUUGGUCAUAAACUGGUUUGGUGAACAGAGCUUGCUCAGGAGAUUUGCCACGGG